GCGCUAUCAUCUUCAGGAGGGCGUAAUGGGUGGUGCGUAUUUCCGGAUCCGGUCACAGUUUGUUGUUUUGUAGUGAAGGGAUUUAGACUGAAACUCAAAUUCAGGACCGGGAUCAGGAUCAGACACGUACCGGCACCGGCGUUUUCUCUAGUUAUGUACCGAGCUCCAAUAAGACCACAGCGGAGCCCCGGAGGUCCACCUACGCCUGGAAGGUUUCCGCCACCGAGUUCCAGCUGGUCUCCCGGAGUUCCUUUCCCAUACAGAGGCUCUGGGAAUAGAGGCCAGUCACCGGUCUACUCCCCGCGAUCCAACCAAAGAUCCUGGGAUGGAUCUCCGGCCCGAUUCAGCGGAUCCCGAGGAUUCGGUGUGUCGCCGCGAUACCGAUGGGGUGGUUUCAGAGGGCCUCGGUCCUUCAGUCCCGGUUCAUCUCCAAAGUUUCAGGUGCAGUCUUCAGAUCCUUCCAUAGAAAAAUACUUCAGUCCAUCGAUGUUGAAGGAUCCGUGGGCAGAGCUUCAGCCAGUCAGACCCACAGAUAUCACAAGGGAAACAGCACACCAUGUGACAAGAAAUGAUUUAAAGACAACACCAACAACUUCAUGUCCAGGUGUCAGCUCUACAAAUAGUAACUUCUGACCUAUGUAAGUUUGAAGGUCAAAGGAGCAACAGGGAUCUGGACAUCUGUGAGCUUGCUCGGAUAUGUGGAUCUCCGCAACAACCAUAUGGGCUCAAAUCCUGAGUUUCAGCCGUAGAUAGAGAACAAAUGCCUCAUCUGUCGCCCCCAGUGGUUCUACAUAAAAAGAGCAGGAGAAACGGAUGUAAAUUUGUGUCCAAAACCUCUUCUGGUUCAUUUGAGGGGAGGUUCCCAGGUUGGUGUGUUUGUUCAACCUACAACAACCCACUACUACUGCCCUAAAAUUUGUGAUCGUGAUUUAAAAAAAACAGAUUGCUCACUUUAUGAUGAUUGUCUCUUUAACACAUAAGCUCCGCCCCUUUACGUUUAUGCUUCAGAUCACACAGGAGCAGUGACUUCGGUUGUGGAGUUUUUUAGAAACAUUUUAAUUAAAUGUUUUUAGCAUUUUUUAAAUGUCUCAUUUAAUAAAGAUUUUAAACGAAA
Molecule: messenger RNA, 1114 nt
Organism: Cynoglossus semilaevis (tongue sole)
Lineage: Eukaryota; Metazoa; Chordata; Actinopteri; Pleuronectiformes; Cynoglossidae
Gene: mplkip
Product: M-phase specific PLK1 interacting protein
Exons: 2
Coding region: 154-633 (159 amino acids)
Source: RefSeq, a predicted model, not a curated record